This is a messenger RNA of Aspergillus versicolor CBS 583.65, 1820 nucleotides long. RefSeq names its product hexose transporter protein. Gene Ontology annotation, biological process: carbohydrate transport; transmembrane transport. The record is from RefSeq and is a predicted model, not a curated record. Gene Ontology annotation, cellular component: membrane. Bases 109 to 1656 code for a protein of 515 amino acids. Gene Ontology annotation, molecular function: carbohydrate:proton symporter activity. The transcript is spliced from 5 exons. Lineage: Eukaryota; Fungi; Ascomycota; Eurotiomycetes; Eurotiales; Aspergillaceae.
AACAGUCAUGCGGCUGUUAAGGACCCUGCGAUUUUCUCCCCACGCUCCAUUCCUGGCUGUGGAUAGCAGUUGUUCGGCAGCUUACUCUGAUUUAGCAAUCUGGUCAAUAUGGGCUCCGACACGUUCGAGCUGGCCGGAAGGCACUUUCCGCGCGAGAACUGGUGGAAGAAUCCAGGCAUGCGAAAGACCUAUAUCUGCCUCAUGUUUGUCGUCUUGACGUCUGCUACAAAUGGAUACGACGGUUCGAUGAUGAACGGCCUGCAGACCUUGCUAAUCUGGCAGGAUCACUACAAUCACCCCAGCGGAUCGCUGCUGGGCAUCCUCAAUGCCAUCAUGUCGCUGGGAUCCAUUGCUGCCCUGCCCGCCGUACCAUAUACCGCUGAUCUUCUGGGUCGUCGGAUGGGAAUAUUGAUUGGAUGCGCGAUUAUGCUUCUCGGGGUUGUCCUGCAGAGCAUCGGUAUCAACGUUGGAAUGCUUCUAGCGAGUCGCUUCCUUAUCGGUUUCGGUGUCGCCAUCGCCCACGGGGCGUCGCCUUUGUUGGUUACGGAGCUGGUCCACACUCAACACCGUGCAAUUUUCACCACCAUUUACAACACGACGUGGUAUGUGGGUGCGAUUGUCGCGGCAUGGCUCACCUUCGGCACGAAUAACAUCCCAAACCACUGGUCGUGGAGAACGCCAACGAUUGCGCAGGCCUUGCCCUCUGUGCUUCAGAUAUUUUUCAUCUGGUUCGUCCCUGAAUCUCCACGUUUCCUUAUGUACAAGGGAAAGCCCGAGGCGGCUCUCAAGGUCCUGGCUGAUUGCCACGCAAACGGCAACCAAGACGACGAGGUCGUUCAACUGCAAAUGCAAGAGAUCCAGGAGACACUCCAGCUCGAGAAACAGUUCGAGAGCAAUUCCUGGCGUGAGCUGUUCCGAACCAAGGGAAACCGCCAUCGCACGAUCAUCUUAGUCUCCGCCGGCUUCUUCUCGCAGUGGUCAGGCAACGGGCUGGUCUCUUACUAUAUCGUCAAGAUCUUGACCAACAUCGGCUAUACCGACCCGGUCGAUCAGAACUUGAUCAAUGGAUGUCUACAAAUCAUGAACUUUAUUGUGGCCUUGACAAUGUGCUUUUUCGUUGACAAGGUCGGCCGGCGCAAGCUUUUCCUCGUAUCAACCGCUGGCAUGUUGGUGGCGUUUAUUGUCUGGACAAUCUGCUCUGCUCGAUACGAUACCCAGCACAACACGGCCUCUGCAAACGCCGUCAUCGCAAUGAUCUACCUCUACUAUCUCUUCUACAACAUUGCCUGGUCCGGCCUGCUCGUCGGGUACACCGUCGAGAUCUUGCCCUACAGUCUUCGCGCCAAGGGCAUGACUGUGAUGUGGUUCUGUAUUGACGCAGCUCUGGCGUUCAAUCAAUACGUUAAUCCUGUUGCCCUCGACAGCAUCGGCUGGAAGUACUACAUCUUCUACUGCGUAUGGCUUGGCGUGGAGCUCGCCGUGGUCUGGUUCUACUAUAUUGAGACGCGGAAUACUCCGCUGGAAGAGAUUGCAAAGCAUUUUGACGGCGAUAAGGCGAUGGUUGGAGGCGCAGCUGGUACGGAGAAGGCGCGAGAACUGGCGUCUGUCAUCCACGUUGAGGAGUCUGUCGUGGAGACCAGCGCUCAGAAGGCAUGACGCUACCACGUUCCUGUAGCUGGGUGUCUAUGUAUUCGCUAUAAUUGAAUGGUCUCAGAUGCUGUAGAAACCAGUCAGAUUGGAAGGUUGACCAGUAGUAGCUUAACUCUUACGCUCUUAACCUUAAUUUUCAAAAUAUACUCCCUUAAUUUCUUUAAAAUGCC